AUGGAGGGCGUGAGCAAGCUGGCGGGUGCGGCACUGGUGGAGGCACCCUUUGGGUGGCCUCAUGAAAAGCCGCAGGCGGUGGUGGCCCUCAUCAAAGAGGCGCGAAGCCAUCUGCAGCGCGGACCCGCCACCCGGCUCUACCUCCUCCUUGUCGGAGCCGAGCACCAAGUGUCGGAGAAGGAGCUGGAGGAGGUGCUGGCCGGGUACUAUGCCGCGGCGAUGGAAGUAGACGACGAGCUGGAGGUCGUGGUGCUGCCACCCUUUGCUCUCCACAACUAUGACCCUCGCACCGACCUACGCGACAUCGCUGUGCUGCUGACCCUCGCGCCCGUCUCGGUCGAGGCCCAGGUGGAGGUGAACGCUGCGCGAUCGAGCAAAGGCCUGCCGGCUCUGGCCUUUGAUCAGCUGGAGACCGUCACCUGCACAGAUCAGGCCCUACAGUCGCUCACUCAGGGCUUUCCCACAUACAAGGAAACCGUGCUGGGCGGUACCUUCGACCGACUGCACGCAGGCCACAAGAUCAUGCUUACGAUCGCCGUGCUCUCUACUGAGCAAAAGAUGGUCGUGGGUAUCACUGGUGAUGAGAUGCUGAAGAACAAGAAGCACGGGGAUGUCAUGCAGCCCUACCAGCAGCGCGCGUCCACGACCGUAGACUUCCUCAACGCCAUCAACCCCUCCGUGGCCUAUGAGACCAUCGAGAUCAACGACCCCUACGGGCCAACCCUCACCGGACCCACGUUCAACGCCAUCAUCGUGUCUGAGGAGACACAGAAGGGGGCAGCGGACAUCAACGAGAAGCGGAAGGCCAACGGCUUGCAGCCACUGGAGGUGAUCGUCGUGCAGCUCGUCCACGCGCCCCCAGGCCUCGGGGAGGGCAAGCUCAGCUCCACCGCCCUUCGCGAGAAGUACAAGAAACAGCACACGGGCGCAUAG
Messenger RNA from Acanthamoeba castellanii str. Neff, 933 nucleotides. RefSeq names its product cytidylyltransferase. Lineage: Eukaryota; Discosea; Longamoebia; Acanthamoebidae. The transcript is spliced from 9 exons. The record is from RefSeq and is a predicted model, not a curated record. Gene Ontology annotation, biological process: coenzyme A biosynthetic process. Bases 1 to 933 code for a protein of 310 amino acids. Gene Ontology annotation, molecular function: dephospho-CoA kinase activity.